GGGAGAGAGAGGGGGAGGAAAGCUAAAUUGAUUUAGAAAUUCGCCGGUGAAGUUGUGAUCGGAGAAAGAAGGAUGGCUGCUGCGGAUUUGGGGAUGUUGAAUCUGGAGGAAGCUCCUCCAGUUUCUGGAUCUCGAAGUGUCGAUUGCUUCGAGAAGCUUGAACAGAUUGGUGAAGGCACUUACGGGCAAGUGUACAUGGCUAAAGAAAACAAAACUGGUGAAAUCGUGGCAUUGAAAAAGAUACGUAUGGACAAUGAAAGAGAAGGGUUUCCUAUAACUGCUAUCCGGGAGAUAAAAAUUCUGAAGAAGCUUCAUCAUGAAAACGUCAUCCAUUUGAAAGAGAUUGUCACUUCUCCAGAUACGACUAGGAUGGAUCUAUUAAAAGCUUGUGGCUUCGUUACUAUUUUUGUAGAUGAUAACAAAUACAAGGGUGGAAUCUACAUGGUCUUUGAGUACAUGGAUCAUGACUUGACUGGACUUGCUGAUCGUCCUGGACUCAGAUUUACUGUUCCCCAGAUCAAGUGUUACAUGAAGCAACUGCUCACUGGGCUUCACUAUUGCCAUGUGAAUCAAGUGCUUCACCGUGAUAUAAAAGGAUCAAAUCUCCUUAUCGACAAUGAGGGGAAUUUAAAGCUUGCGGAUUUUGGGCUUGCACGGUCAUAUUCUAAUGAUCAUACUGGAAAUCUUACAAACCGUGUCAUCACAUUGUGGUAUAGGCCUCCUGAAUUGCUACUUGGUGCUACAAAAUAUGGACCUGCGAUUGACAUGUGGUCUGUUGGUUGCAUAUUUGCUGAACUUUUGAAUGGUAAACCAAUCCUGCCUGGGAAAACUGAGAGUGAACAAUUGAAUAAGAUUUAUGAACUUUGUGGAUCACCUGAUGAGAACAACUGGCCUGGAGUUUCGAAGAUGCCUUGGUUUAACCAGAUGAAAUCAACUCGGCCCUUGAAGAGACGUGUCAGGGAGAUGUACCGACAUUUUGAUCGCCAUGCACUUGAACUACUGGAGAAAAUGUUGGUGCUUGACCCUUCUCAGAGAAUAUCCGCAAAGGAUGCUCUUGAUGCAGAGUAUUUUUGGACUGAUCCGUUGCCAUGUGAUCCAAAGAGUCUACCAACAUAUGAAUCAUCGCACGAGUUCCAGACAAAGAAAAAACGGCAACAAAUGCGCCAUAACGAGGAAGCAGCUAAAAAACAGAAACUGCAGCAUCCUCCACAGCAACACUCUCGUCUGCCUCCACAGCAGCACGGUGGUGGUCAGUCUCAUGCCGCUGCACAUUGGCCUUCCGGACCAAACCACCCUAUGAACAACGCACCACCACCACCACUACCUGCUGGUGGACCUAGCGGCCACCACUACUAUCAAAAGCAACGUGGUGGUGGUGCCCCUGGUCCAAACCGGUACCCACCUAGCGGAAACCAGUCCGGUGGUUACAAUAAUCAGAGCCGUGGAGGUAGUUACAGCAGCGGAGGACCAUAUCCUCCACAAGGUCGAGGAGGUGCACCAUAUGGCGCAGGUCCUAGAGGACCUAGCAGUGGCUAUGGUGUUGGUCCACCUAACUACUCACAAGGUGGUGGUGGUCAGUACGGUGGCUCUGGAAGAGGUCAGAACCCAAGUGGUAGUGCUAGAAACCAACAAUAUGGAUGGCAGCCAUAAAGAGGAGCUCAAAGACUUCUAUUACUGAACUUCAUUUUCCCAAACAUUAUGUGAUGUUGGUGAAAUAGAUACUGAAUAUUCUGUAUGUUUGUAUCCUUUUACACGACCAAGCUUUAUAUUUAAGAACACAGCAAACCAAAUUGGAAUCUCAGAUCUUAUUACUUUUUUAUUGCAAUCAUUUGUUUCAUA
Messenger RNA from Eruca vesicaria subsp. sativa (arugula), 1839 nucleotides. Lineage: Eukaryota; Viridiplantae; Streptophyta; Magnoliopsida; Brassicales; Brassicaceae. The record is from the annotation of a GenBank genome assembly.